Messenger RNA from Phlebotomus argentipes, 2098 nucleotides. Its product is annotated as probable cytochrome P450 9f2. Gene Ontology annotation, molecular function: monooxygenase activity; iron ion binding; oxidoreductase activity, acting on paired donors, with incorporation or reduction of molecular oxygen. Lineage: Eukaryota; Metazoa; Arthropoda; Insecta; Diptera; Psychodidae. The transcript is spliced from 3 exons. Bases 207 to 1805 code for a protein of 532 amino acids. The record is from RefSeq and is a predicted model, not a curated record.
CACGCACAUUCACAGUCACACCGAUAAAGUUAUGCUUUAGGCGCCAGAUUGGGUGCUCAUGAAUUUUGACCGUCCGCCGUAUUCAGUAUGUUUCCAUCUCAGUACGUGAAAACUCCACGCGCUUUCAAAGAAAAUAUAGUAGCUAAGGGAACAUUAUCAAAGAAUUAAAGUUAUCACACAGUGACAGACAAGGUGAUAGAGUAAUAAUGGUGUUUUGGUUUCUGGUUUUCUCAGUUGUGGCCGCAGUUGCCUUUUACCUUUAUCAAUUCGGAACGAAGAAUGAAGAUUUCUUCUUAGAAAGAGGCAUAAAAUUCCGCAAACCUGUAUUUUUGUUUGGGAAUUACUUCAAAUUGGUUACUAAACAAAUCAAUUUGUACGACUUUGUUAUUGAUGUAACGAGACAAUUUCCGAAAGAAAAACUGAUGGGCCUCUUCGAAUUUCGGAAACCUAUAAUCGUCGUUCUUGAUCCAGAGAUUGCCAAGCAACUUGCUAUUAAGGAAUUUGACAGUUUCACGGAUCAUCAGCCUUUCUUCUCCCAAGACGUUGAUCCUCUUAUCGGCAACACACUUUUUCACUUAAAAGGUCAGAAAUGGAAGGACAUGAGAUCGACUUUAAGUCCUGCCUUCACAGGAAGCAAAAUGCGUCUCAUGUGCAGUCUUAUGAUGGAAAUUUGCGAGCAAAUGAUAGAUUUUGUGCAGGCAGAAAUCAAUGAAAAAGGACCUCAAACGUACGAAGUAAAAGAACUUCUAACAAGACUCACGACUGACGUUAUUGGAUCUUGCGCUUUUGGAGUCAAAGUGAAUUCUAUGAAUGCGAAAGAAAAUGAUUUCUACAAGACAACAAGGAAGUUAUUAAACUUCAGCAGCUUAAAAGUGCAAUUUAGAUUCAUGGCCUACAGAAUGGCUCCAAAGUUAAUGCAAUUCUUGAAAAUAACAAUGUUUGAUGCAGACGGCAAGGCUUUUAUUCAUGAUCUCGUUAUGAACACCAUCAAGACCCGAGAAGAGAAGAAUAUAGUUCGUCAUGACAUGAUAAAUCUCUUGAUGGAGGCGAAGAGAGGCAAUUUAGCUCACACGACGACCGAAAAGGACUCUGCAGGAUUCGCCACGGUUGAGGAAUCAGAAAUCGGGAUGAAAAAAUCUACUAAAAAGAAUUGGACUGAUGAUGAAGUUGUUGCGCAAUGUUUUAUCUUCUUCGUGGCUGGAUUUGAAGGAUUAUCGACAUUCGCCAGUUUCAUUAUCUAUGAAAUUGUGCUUCAUCAAGAUGUCCAAGAGAAACUGUUUAUUGAAAUUUCAGAAAUGAACAAACAACUUGGCGGAAAGUCUCUCAAUUACGAUUCUAUACAAAAGCUUAAGUACUUGGACAUGGUUGUCUCGGAAGGACUGAGAAUGUGGGCAGGCUUAGUAUUUGAUCGUGUUUGUACGCGCGAUUUCACCUUGAAAUACGACGAAGGCAAGGAAUACAAUUUCAAAAGUGGCGAUGUUGUCUGGUUUCCAUCUCUAGGAUAUCACAGAAGUCCUGACUUCUUUCCGAAUCCUAAUAAAUUCGAUCCCGAAAGAUUUAACGACGAGAAUAAAGAGUCUAUUCACCCGAUGACUUUCGUACCUUUUGGAGCAGGACCUCGAAAUUGCAUUGGUUCUCGAUUCGCUUUGAUGGAGCUGAAGGCGAUUGUUUACUAUUCAGUCUUGAAUUUCCAUCUGGAACCAACAGAGAAAACUCAGAUUCCUGUAAAACUUGCUUGUAACUUCUUAGGUUUACAAUCUGAGAGAGGAAUUCAUGUUCAAUUUCGUCCAAGAUUGCCGAAAUGAAUACUUAUAGUGAGGCUUAAAGUGCUUUCGUGAUGUAAUUAGAUAUUUCCUUGUGCGUCAUUAAUUGAGAGAAGAUGAAGUUUUCAAUGUUAUUGCAUUUCGAGUGCAGCAAUUCAUCAAUAUGACACCUUAAUAUAUUAAUGCACAUUGCGAAAUAAAAUCACUUAUAGUGUUUUGUACAUCUUUUUCUCAUUAAAAACGCCUUAAGAAACCCUGAUUUUAUUCUUGUUGCAAAUAGUAUUCCAGACUUGGUUCCAAAAAAAAAUUGUUGAGUGAGAAUAAAAAUAAAAACA